CUCGGGACCCAUAUUAGGGUAAUUUCGUAUUGAUCAGAGAUAUAGGCAGCUCUGUCCUACAGUCCUCCACUAACUGAGAUCUAACAGAGGUAGAAAAUAGUGCCUUAAUGGCCGCUUGGCUAUUCGAGAACAUAUUCAGAUGAAUAUUUGGGCAAAAAUUAAAAGAUUUAUCUAAAUUGACAUAUGUAGUUGGGUUCGCCUUACAUUCCCGGGGUUCUAGCAACAUGACCGAUUGAAGCCAGGAGCCGAAUUUCCCAGUAAAAGAGUUCAAAAUAAAAUGGAAAAGUCUGCAGGAUAGGUACCGACGGGAAAAAAAUGUUGAAGAUCGUCCAUCUGGCUCUUCCCAAAAGUUGGGUCCACCUUGGAAAUACCGAGAAAGCCUUGAGUUUCUAGCGGACUCAAUGGAACCGGCCAGCACAACCUCGAAUGUCUUUGAAGAGGACGAAGCUACUGUGGAGUGGUUACAUGGCGAGAACUCUAAUCCUUCGCCGCAAACACCCACACUAAAACGCAAAAAUUACCUUAUGACGGAAAUUUUAACGGCGAUGAAAAGCAAGUAUGGGGAGGAGUCAACGCCGGCUAAAAAAGACAAAUACGAAAAUUUCUUUGCCUUGCUAGGCGAAAGGCUAGAUCGACUCCCUGAGCAUGAGGUUGACGAAGUUCAGGUGGAGAUUUUGCAAUUGGUUAACCGUAAAUUAAAUAAACACUAAUGUUAUUAGUAUUAAGUCAUGCUUGUACUGUAGUUAAUUUUUUUACAAUAUUUGCGAAGGCAUUUUAUGCCAAAUCCUUUUCGUAAACUUUGUUUAAAAAUAUAGUCCAAUGUAUGUAUGUAUGUAUGUACAGCAGUGUUCACAAUAAUAGCAGCAAUAAUGUUUUGAACUUAUGCUUAUUAAUUUGUUAUUAGUAACUUUCAUUUAAAACACAGUUCGAUCUAUAACAGGAACCACAUAAAUGCAAGUUUCAAACUUGCACAUUUUUUGUGACCAUUGUGAACACUGCUG
Rhagoletis zephyria (snowberry fruit fly) is the source of this 1001-nucleotide messenger RNA. RefSeq lists its product as uncharacterized. NCBI's taxonomy places the organism in Eukaryota, Metazoa, Arthropoda, Insecta, Diptera, Tephritidae. The record is from RefSeq and is a predicted model, not a curated record.